ACUGGCUUGACCUGUUGGUGCUACACGCAUGUCUAUAAAAUAAGCGCGGCACAGGUGCUCAUGCAUCAGUCGCCUUCUUUGCAGACCUGGCCACACACAGCGUGCACUCUGCCAGCCAUGUCUCAACAACUGAGCCAACCCAAGCCCUUCACUAUGACCACCAUGACGUCCAUGUCAAACCAGUGGAGCUCGGGCAUUUGCGACUGCUUCCAGGAUUUGACUUUUUGUUGUUUCGCCUGCUGGUGCCUUCCGUGCUUCACGUGUAAAACGUCAGUGGAUGCCGGAGAGUGUCUCUGUCUACCGCUGCUGGACACCUUUGGGAUCAUCCCGCCCAUAACCACCGCCCUGAGGGUGUCUGUACGUCAGCGCUACAAUAUCGAGGGUACAGUGUGCAACGAUUGCGUGUACGCUUGUUGCUGCGGGCCAUGCUCAUGGUGCCAAAUAGCCCGAGAGAUGCAAGUCAGAAGGAAUCCCAUAACAUUUGUCAACAUGGCCGACUGAAGGAAAGGAAGAAGGAGAAAAAACCGCCCCCAAGCCAAUUAUUUCGACGCCAUCUUGAAGCCAAAGGCACUGUGUGUCCAUUUCCUUCAGUGCAAGACACUGACAAGAUCUGGGAUUGCCUCUCUUGGAAUGCCACAGAGCAGCUUAUUAAAGUUUGGAACAUAUUUAACAACUAUAUGGCAUGAGAAACUUGACCUCUGUGACAUUGCUAGAGUCCUUCGUAAAUAUUAUCAAGCUUUUGUACACUAAGCCAUAUGUGUCCUAAACCUAAAAAUAUAAAUAAACAAAACAAGAAAACUACAAAAAACAACAGCAAAAAAAAAAAAAGACAGGGAAUACAUUGAAAUGUUGGUAUUACUCCCACAAAGCUGAGCUCCAGACGGUUUUAAAUGUAACCUAAGUCUGAGUGGCUUUUAGACUUACUGUAACCGGUAAUAAUUUGUGAAUACAAACGUACAAUAGCAUUUGCUUAGGCAAAUAUUUUUGAUUAUGUGUUUUACUUACAGAUUGACGGAUAAUUUGCUUUGAAAUCAUAAGUCAAGGUGACCUGCGACAUAUUAGGUAUUUAUGUUUGAUAACAUGCAGUACAUUUUUCUUUCAAAAUUGAUAGAACAAAUACAUUUAACCAGAAAGUGCAUUCCGUCUUAUUUUCAUUUAUUUGAUCAUUUCAUUUUUAUAUUUAUGGGGGCUGGUCACAUUAAAUCAGGGGUGUCAAACGUACGACCGGAUCAGGCCCGCGAACAGGUUUUAUCCGUCCCGCGGGAUGAUUUUGCCAACUAUAAGAAUUAAAGGCCUACUAAAAUGAGAUUUUCUUAUUCAAACGGUCAUAGCAGGUCCGUUCUAUGUGUCAUACUUGAUCAUUUCGCGAUAUUGCCAUAUUUUUGCUGAAAGAAUUUAGUGGAGAACAUCCAUGAUAAAGUUUGCAACUUUCGGUGCUCAGAGAAAAGCCUUGCCUCUACCGGAAGUCGCAGACGAUGAUGUCGCAAGUGUGGGGGCUCCUCACAUAUUCACAUUGUUUAUAAUGAGGAGCCUCCAACAAAAAGUGCUAUUCGGACCGAGAAAACAACAAUUUUCCAAUUAAUUUGAGCGAGGAGGAAAGAUUUGUGUUUGAGGAUAUUGAUAGCGACGACUAGAUUGCAUUGGGAUUCCGAUGUUUUUAGACACAUUUAGUAGGAUAAUUCUGGGAAAUCCCUUAUCUUUCUAUUGUGUUGCUAGUGAGUUAAAUAGUACCUGAUAGUCGGAGGUGUACGUCCACGGGUGUCUUGACGCGCAGUGUCUCAGGGGAGUCGACGGCAGCUAUGGACGGGGCAAGCUCAGCUUUUCUCUGGUAAGAAGCGACUUUUUAACCACAAUUUUCUCACCGAAACCUGCUGUUUGCCAUUCUGUCGUGUUUUAUGUUCGCUUGACCGCGCUCUGAUCCAUAGUAAAUUUUCACCUCCAGGAAUUUUAAACAAGGAAUCACCGUGUGUUUGUGUGGCUAAAGGCUAAAGCUUCCCAACUCCAUCUUUCUACUUUGACUCCUCCAAUAUUAAUUGAACAAAUUGCAAAAGAUUCAGCAACACAGUUCUCCAAAAUACUGUGUAAUUAUGCCGUUAAAGCAGACGACAUUUAGCUGUGUGUGUGCGCAGCGCUCAUACUUCCUAAAAAGCUGUGACGUCUUGCGUACACGUCAUCAUUACACAACGUUUUCAAGACGAAACUCCCGGGAAAUUUAAAAUUGCAAUUUAGUAAACUAAAAAGGCCGUAUUGGCAUGUGUUGCAAUGUUAAUAUUUCAUCAUUGAUAUAUAAACUAUCAGACUGCGUGGUCGGUAGUAGUGGGUUUCAGUAGGCCUUUAACCGGAUUUUUUUGAAUGAAAGAAACAGCUGUUCUAAAUGUGUCCACUGGAUGUCGUGAUAGCAAUUCUUUGUAUCUUUGUAGGUGAUGCUAGAUAUGUACAAAAUAAACCACAUGAUGUUAGUACAUCAGUCGAGAAAAAUUAGCAAACUACAUAACUAACAAACUGUAAUUUGAUUUUGAUAUAAUUUUUUAUCUUGAUAGAUUGAAAAUUAACUGACUGUUGAACAUUAUCACAUAAUAUUUCAGAAAGUAUGAAUGACGAAAAAUAAAAGGUAGAAUAUUAGAUUAACCGCAACAGUUAAGUGUAAAAAAAACAACAACCCAACAUUAUAAUUCGUACAAUUUUAGAAUGUGCUUGUUCUAUUUUUAAACAAAGAAAACACUCUAAAGUUGUCUUUAUUUUUAAGUUACCGUGCCGUGAUUUUACCAGUUUGGCCCACUUGGGUGUAGAUUAUUUUCCAUGUGAUCCCCGAUCUAAAAUUAGUUUAACACCCCUGCAUUAAAUAAUUUAGAGGGUCACUUUAAUGAUUAAGAAGCUCACUUUAAUGAUUUGGCAUGCCAGAUCUGGCAUGCCUUUGAGUUUGAAAACUGUGCUUUAAAGCUUUGAUGUGCAACUCGCAUGGUAGUUUCUAAUGACAUGCUAAAUUACUAUGUUGCUUUUGUUAUAUAGGGGUCCCUAAUCAAUAGCUUUGCUUUGGGCCCCGAAAUGACUAAAUACGCCCCUGGUUAACAGCCACAGGUGAGAGUACUUGAUCUGCAAAGAAAAGUUUGAAACUGUACUGGGCUCAUAUAUACCAAAUAAACUAACCAUUAAAACAUU
Nerophis ophidion (straightnose pipefish) is the source of this 3159-nucleotide messenger RNA. RefSeq names its product cornifelin homolog A-like. The record is from RefSeq and is a predicted model, not a curated record. NCBI's taxonomy places the organism in Eukaryota, Metazoa, Chordata, Actinopteri, Syngnathiformes, Syngnathidae. The transcript is spliced from 4 exons. Bases 61 to 501 code for a protein of 146 amino acids.